Microtus ochrogaster (prairie vole) is the source of this 1440-nucleotide messenger RNA. RefSeq lists its product as uncharacterized. The coding region runs from base 1 to 1440 and encodes 479 amino acids. The record is from RefSeq and is a predicted model, not a curated record. The transcript is spliced from 12 exons. Lineage: Eukaryota; Metazoa; Chordata; Mammalia; Rodentia; Cricetidae.
AUGCUGUCCUCCGUGGGACAAGGGUACGAUACAGCCCUGCUGCUCCGGGGCCGGGAAACAGAGGCACCCCGGUUUGUGCCUCAGGUGCUGCAGAAGCUCUUUGAGGAGGCUCUGCCUCUCUGCAGCUCUGGUCCUGUGCUUUGUACUCUCAGCCUGGUGCAGAUUAGCCUCAGCGGGCAGACUCGGGACCUGCUCUCCCCAUGUAUGGAGGACCUGCCAGUACUGAAUGUGGCUCCUCUGGGCUUGGUGGUGAAAGAUGCCAGAGAGGUGGAGGUGUCUGAUGCCCGAGCUGCCUCUGAACUCUAUCUGAAGGCUGCUGGGAGUGAAGGCAGAGACUGCCCCCUGCUGCGCGUGCUGGCUGGUGAAGCUGCUGGGGAGGAGGAGGGCUCUCUGCCCUGGAUUGUGUCCUGGCUCCUGGAGGGAAACAGCUACAGUAGCCUCCUUCUUCGCCUGGAACCGCAAGAUAGGUCCCUGAGUUUGCUCCAGGCUGCUCUGUUGGGGGCCUCAGGAAAGAGGGUACAGGCAAAAGAGGUGAGACCCACCCUGUGGAACCCAGUAGAGGAGAUGAGGGCCCGUAGGGCCACCCUGAAGACUCUGCGUUUAGGGCUCCUCGGAGACACCUUGACAGAUGCUGGGUUGAACCAAGUAGCACGGACACUCUGGGAGCUACAGGUGGUAAAAGCCUGGGACCCAAGAAACCAUGCACCCAAAGGGGCUGGAACUGAGGCUGCGGGGCUCCUAGAGCCACAGGUUAAAGGCGAGCCACUGAGCUACAGUGAGCAGGGAAGACAUUUCGUUCCUUUCUCAGAGGCAAGAAGAGAAUUUCUAGGGUCUGGUCUCCACCAAAAACAUCCUCUCAAGCACUCUGAGGAACAGGCCCAUCAGGCACCAGAUGUGCCCCUACAGUUCUUUCUGGCCCAGGCUCGGAGACAGAGACUUCGAGAGGAACAUCAGAUUUGGAUACAGGAAGAGCUGAAACAUCUGGAACAUCAGGAGGAAGUAGCCUGUAAACAGAUCAAAGGCAUAGUAGCACAAGAGGCUUGUGACACGAGAAAGAGGCAGUGGAAGGAGCAGGCAGGGCUGAAACUUCAGGUGGAAGCCCUGCAGGCAGAACGAGACGUGGCGGAGCAGGAUCUGGUGGCCCUCUAUGAUUUGUAUGUGCAGGCCACCCGAGCUCGGACAUGCCACUUGCUGCAGGUAUUUCGAGCCUGGCAGGGGCUGUGGGAGGAGAAGGCCAUGGCCACAGAACGCCGUCACCGCAGCCUGCUGGCUGGAGUCCUCCAAGACAACAUUGACUUGGCCUUGAAGACCCAGGAGCUCCAGGCCAGGAACCAGCAGCUUGAGCAGAGUGCAGCCAGGGCCGGUUGUGCUGGAGUCCUGUAUAGAGAGGAGCCUGAUCAGGAACACUAUGGGGCUGCCUCCCUUUGUCCUCAUUCAUGA